Cantharellus anzutake is the source of this 1008-nucleotide messenger RNA. RefSeq lists its product as uncharacterized. The transcript is spliced from 9 exons. The record is from RefSeq and is a predicted model, not a curated record. Gene Ontology annotation, biological process: DNA alkylation repair; DNA repair. Gene Ontology annotation, cellular component: nucleus. NCBI's taxonomy places the organism in Eukaryota, Fungi, Basidiomycota, Agaricomycetes, Cantharellales, Hydnaceae. The coding region runs from base 94 to 903 and encodes 269 amino acids. Gene Ontology annotation, molecular function: dioxygenase activity.
UCCUGCUAGGAACACCCGAGUUGGUCACGAAAUACACACCGACAACACUUCAUCACUCAGUUCUCCCAAACGAGCUUGCUUCCCGGCUCUUUUAUGUUAUGCUCGAUGAAGCCAAAUACUGGAAGACGUCAAAAUGACCCAAACAAUAACAUGGACGAAGCCGCCAAGUACUGGUACAAUGGCCAAGUGACUCAAACUCCAAAAGCAUUUCCUGGGGAGAUGGAAGAAGCUCUCUCACGCAUCGAGGAAUUGGUUAAUGAACAAAUUUCGAAGCGGAAACGGUUUCCCUUUGAAUGGGCAGGUUCCCCCAAAGCUUGGCGUGCCAAUGUUGCCGCGUCCAACUGCUACCGCGGGUCCAAAGAGGGUGUUGGUCCACAUUCUGACCGCCUAACUUAUCUCGGGCCGUAUCCGACCAUAGCUUCGCUGUCGCUAGGAACAACAAGAACCUUCCGUCUUCGUGAGGUUAUACCGGCUGCAAACAAAGAGAAACGUCAAGCGCAAACAUUCGAUAUACCCCUACCCCAUAACUCUUUGUUGAUAAUGCAUCCCCCCACUCAAGAAUUCUUCAAACACUCGAUCCCCACGGUCAAAUCAAUUGACACCUUUCGACCAAACCACCCCAGAAUUCUAGGAGAGGACACCCGGAAGUACAAUGAGCGUAUCAAUAUUACAUUCCGAUUCUAUCGACCAGAUUUUCAACCAACCUUCAUUCCUCGGUGUCAUUGCGAAGGCAACAUACCAAUGACCCUCAAGUCAAAUCAGAAAAGGAGAGGAGAGGACGCAUCGUUCUUCUGGCAAUGCCAAGCUGGAGCGCAAAAUGAGGGCAAAACUUGCUAUUAUUGGAAGGAGAUGGAUAUGGAGGCCGAAGGGAGAGGACCGUGUAUCAAGGACAUCCCGACGUGAUGUGAGAUGGGCAUGACGGUGUAUUUUACUCUUUUCAUCGCAUUUCGCUGUUGUGGCUUGAGGGCUGUGGAAUCAAAGAUUACGGCAACCUCACAUCGCAACCGC